AUGCACUAACAUGCAAAAGGUAACAAAUAAAUUCUAGAUUAGUUUGAAAGACAUUCUAAGAAUUUUUUUAGAUUUAACCUAUGAAACGCAUUUAGAUUGGUUUAAAUUUUCUAAAUAAAUCUUUGUAUCAAUAAUAUUAAAGAAAGUUUGACUCAAAUUUUUCAUUUGUAUUCAAUCAUUUAUUGAUAACAAAAUAAAAUAAAAAUAUGUUAGGAAAAUCAUUUCAAUUAAAAAAUUUAGUCAAAUCAUUCAAUGGAAUAAAACCUUCUUAUAUAUAUACUUCUUAACAUGUAGAAUACUAAUCAUAUUUGAUCUCGUGUAUUUUUAUCUCCGCCUAUUUAAACACACGUAACUUAUCAAAACAAAACAAUAACCGGGCUUCCAUAAACAAUACAGGUCCUCUGCUAAGCUCAUAUGACACAAACCCGACAAAAGAAACAUGAAGUUCUCUGCAACAACAAUGGAGAUUGCUCUAUGUCUUCUUCUACUAAUAUCCGUUCAAACAAUCGCAGAACCGUCCACAGACAAAACGGGUAAAAUUCCACCCCCACCAGUUCCAUCGUCUCCUACACAAAACCCUCCUCCUCCAAGCCCACCCACUAACAACGAGAACACCAUGUUUAUGCCUGAAACAAUUUCUCAUAUGAGAUCACUACGCUAUCUUCCCCUGAACUAGAGACAUAAGCUGGAAAGACAAAAUAUGUUAUUAAGAUCUAUCAGUGUGUACUUCUCUUAUGUUCUUAUAUGAAUGCAAUAAAGAACUUUAUCAUAGAUAUAUGAAAAUAAUAUUUUCU
Molecule: messenger RNA, 794 nt
Organism: Brassica napus (rape)
Lineage: Eukaryota; Viridiplantae; Streptophyta; Magnoliopsida; Brassicales; Brassicaceae
Product: acrosin-like
Exons: 1
Coding region: 440-676 (78 amino acids)
Source: RefSeq, a predicted model, not a curated record